Molecule: messenger RNA, 4190 nt
Organism: Mauremys mutica (yellowpond turtle)
Lineage: Eukaryota; Metazoa; Chordata; Testudines; Geoemydidae
Gene: FEM1A
Product: fem-1 homolog A
Exons: 1
Coding region: 13-2220 (735 amino acids)
Molecular function (GO): protein binding
Source: RefSeq, a predicted model, not a curated record
AUUUUGUUUUGUAUGAAAACCCUAAGAUGGCGGCGGGGGAGAGGCACUGAAGGUUGCCGCUGCCGCCUCCAGAGGCCGGGGUCUCCGUCGUUAGGUUCCCCGUCCCUCUCUCGCGCCCCCGCCCCGGGCCGCGCGGCGGGGCAGGCGGAGCAGCCGCCCCAUGGCCAGGGGGGGCCCGGGCCGCUCGCCGUGGCCAUGGACCUGCGCUCGGCCGUCUACAACGCGGCCCGCGACGGGAAGCUGAAGCUGCUGCAGAAGCUGCUGGGCAGCCGGAGCCGGGAGGAGCUGGAGGCCCUGACGGCCGGGCCGGGCGGCGGGGGGACCCCGCUGCUGAUCGCCGCCCGCCACGGGCACCGGGAGGUGGUGGAGUUCCUGCUGGACCACUGCGGCGCCCGGGUGGAGGAGGGCGGCUCGGUCAGCUUCGACGGCGAGACCAUCGAGGGGGCCCCGCCGCUGUGGGCCGCCUCGGCCGCCGGGCACCUGGCGGUGGUGCGCUGCCUGCUGGAGCGGGGGGCCUCGGUGAACCAGACCACGCUGACCAACUCCACCCCGCUGCGGGCCGCCUGCUUCGACGGGCACCUGGAGAUCGUGCGCUACCUGGUGGGCGAGCGGGGGGCCGACCUGGAGGUGGCCAACCGGCACGGGCACACCUGCCUGAUGAUCUCCUGCUACAAGGGGCACCGAGAGAUCGCCUGCUACCUGCUGGAGAAGGGGGCGGACGUCAACCGCCGCAGCGUGAAGGGCAACACCGCCCUGCACGACUGCGCCGAGUCCGGGAGCCUGGAGAUCCUGCAGCUGCUGCUCCGCUCCAAAGCCCGCAUGGAGAGAGAUGGUUACGGCAUGACCCCGCUGCUGGCCGCCAGCGUCACUGGGCACACCAACAUCGUGGAGUACCUCAUCCAAGGAGGGCUGCAAAACGAGGAGGGGGACGAGGCCGGGGACUGCGCUGCAAGGGGGUGGCAACAGAGGGGUUGCACUACUGGCCAGGAAACGCAUCCGUGCUGCCCCGAGGAAGUGCAGCGUGAGGGCCAGAAGGGAUGCGGUGCCACUAGCCAGGGUGAACAGCAGGGCCCUUAUGAGCGCUGCAGUCGAGGGGCUGCUGUAGAAGCCCUGGAGCUGCUGGGAGCCACCUUCGUGGAUAAGAAGCGUGACCUGCUGGGGGCUCUCAAGUACUGGCGAAGGGCCAUGGAGCUUCGGCACCAGGGGGGGCAGUACCUGACCAAGCCUGAGCCCCGGCAGCUGGUGCUGGCUUAUGACUACUCCCGGGAGGUGAGCACCCUGGAGGAACUAGAAGCCCUGAUCACUGACCCGGAUGAGAUGCGCAUGCAGGCGCUUCUGAUCCGAGAGCGCAUCCUGGGCCCCUCUCAUCCGGACACCUCCUAUUACAUCCGUUACCGGGGGGCGGUCUAUGCCGACUCAGGCAACUUUGAACGCUGUAUUAACCUGUGGAAAUAUGCCCUGGACAUGCAGCAAGGCAACCUGGAGCCCCUCAGCCCCAUGACUGCCAGCAGCUUCCUUUCUUUUGCUGAGCUCUUCUCCUAUGUGCUUCAGGACCGCUCCAAGGGCACCUUAGCUACCCAGCUGGGCUUCUCCGACCUCAUGGGUGUGCUGAGCAAAGGGGUCCGGGAGGUAGAGCGGGCGCUUCUGCUUCACAAGGACCCAGUGGCCGACUCUGCACAGUUCACCAAGGCACUAGCCAUCAUCCUCCAUCUGGUCUUCCUGCUGGAGAAGGUGGAAUGCACCCCUGAGCAGGAGCACCAGAAGCGCCAGACCAUCUACUGCCUGCUCAAGUGCAGUCCCAGGGCCAAGAACGGGUUCACACCCUUGCACAUGGCUGUGGACAAGGACACCACCACAGUGGGGCGCUACCCAGUGGGCAAGUUCCCGUCGCUCCAUGUUGUGAACCUGCUGCUGGAGUGUGGGGCUGACCCAGACAGCCGUGACUAUGACAACAACACCCCGCUGCACAUCGCUGCCCAGAACAACUGCCCACUGAUCAUGAGUGCCCUGAUGGAGGCCGGGGCCCACAUGGACGCCACCAAUGCCUUCAAGCAGACAGCUUACGAGCUGCUGGAUGAGAAGCUGCUUACCAAGAGUAUGAUGCAGCCCUUUAACUACAUCACCCUCCAGUGCCUUGCUGCCCGUGCCCUGGACAAGCACAAGAUCCCUUAUAAGGGCUUCAUCCCUGAGGAGCUGGAGGCCUUCAUUGAACUUCAUUAGGGUGGGAGGACUGAAGUCACCAGCCUUUCCCACGAACCGGCUCGUCAUCCCUAAGAGGAAGGGAAAUCCAAGGUCUGGAGGCAGAUCCUUUCCCUGGGUGCUGGAAGCCUUCGUUGCACUGAGGCAGGCUGCAGCCAUUGUCCUUUCCCAUCAUGGAGCUUAUCCCUACAGGGGAAGGAAACUCAAGAGCUUGUCGCUGUGGCUGGCUUGCUUCCUCUUCAUCCCCAGGUGCCAGAAGCCUUCACUGAACCGAACCAAGAGGAAGCUGCAGCUGCUGCCUUUCCCCUUCGCCAACCGUCUCAUCCUCAAGGGAGAAGGCAAUUGGAGAUUUUUGUAGGAGAUUCCCCUGCAUCCUCCCACCUUUCCUCUUCCCAUAAGUGCUGGAUUAAUUCGGUCGUUAUGCUUUAGGGUUGCUACAGAUUCACAUACGUGCACCUCUCCUGUGCACCCUACCCCAAGGGACUUGACCCAAUAGUAAUGCAAGCAAAGGAAUAAAACAUCCACAUCUUCAGUUUAACCUAGUCCCUCUUUCCUUCCCUCAUUUGGCAUGUGAGCCUAAAAGCUGGGUGACUAGUGCCCAGCAGGGCUAGUUGCCAUUUGCACAACUUCCCAGCCAGGUGUGAUGAUUUCCACCCCCGGCCCCAGUAGCCAUGUAACAAGUGGUGCAAAAUUGUGAGAGUUUUUUGAUGGCUGUUUGCAAAGCUGGAUUUUCUUUUUUCCUGCCAGAGCCAGAGCCAGGCCCUGGCCGCUCUGCAAGAUUUCUCCAAUCCUGUACUUACAUCUCAAGGACAACCUUAGUCACAUGGUUUUGUCAGCAAACGCUGGCUUAUAUGAAGGAGGGGACUUCUAAUUUAAAAAAUCAAAUCAAAUCUGUAUGGCUUUGUGGCUGGCAAGAGCCUCGAUCUUACCAAUUUGGCACAGGCCAACCCCUGUGCCUACGUAGGCUUAGCCUGCAUGGGCUCAGUGGGGGUUGGCCCAUCUAGAAUGGUCUGCAGGCCAAAACCAUGUUACUUUAGCUGGUGCUUGAGAUCCCCUCUUUCAAGCCAUUCCAGGAUCAGAGAAUGUUUGCAGGGUGGGCUGAGCUUGGAGGUUUCUUUAAAGCAGGUGAGCAUUUGUUGCAGUGUGGGGUGGCCCAUGGCUGGAGGAAAGAGCAGGCAAGGAAUGUUAAUGAAGGAUGAUUUUUAUUUUAUUUUUAAAGGUUGAAUGGCACUGAUCCACUGGGCUUUGAAGUAGCCUGUUCUGAGAACCUCCCUUGAAAGGGCCACUGACGCUUGUUGUUGUUGGCUUUUGAUUCUUUCUGCAGCUAUACUAAGUAUGGUGCUAGUUUAAAGAUUGAAAUAAAAAUCUGUCUUCAUCUGGCUACUCUUGGGGUGAGCUGGUUUUUGUUUAAUUAGGACCUGGACAGAUGUUUACCUGUUCCCUCAGGGCAGGCAUUUGUCCACCUCAGCAGAACCUUGCUUUGUGUUGAGCAGUUGGUGCUGCCAAACAUGAUGCAGUCCCUGCAUUUUAUUUUGCCUCAGCAGGAAUGACUUUUAGCAGCCAGUGGCUCCUUUCUUGGCCCACUCAGAGCAAAAUGCAUAGCUAAGGAUGAAGCAGCUUUCAGGAAAAGUCAGGAUGAUCAGGAGAGCAGGACCCUGAUAAAUGCCCAUGCACUGUGAUCUAACGAAGCUGCUCGACUAGUAUUUACAGGCCAGCUAAACCAUAAACCUCAAUGAUCCAAUGUUCUCUGCCCUUUAAGGAUAUUGUAGAGCUGCCAUUUAGUUUUGCAGUGUUAACUAUUAAAUAAAUGUUUUAUUUAUGAGGCAAGAAGGUUUAACUCUUAUCAAGGUGUAAAGUGCAGGGUUAAUUUAGGUACAAUAUUUUUUUCCUCCUUGUGGCUGAUACGGAUUAAACUGCGCAAAUGACUUAACUUUGCGAGCCGAUGAGUGCUCCUAACUUUAAAUAAUAAAACAAAACAAAUGCUGAUGGAG